UCUGCUAGCAGGAGCCGUGAGUGUUCGGUGUUGAACUGUCUGUGCUGUAACAUGCAGAGGUACGCGGAUCGCGUUGCCCUGGUGACGGGCGCCAGCUCCGGCAUAGGAGCCGCCAUCACGCAGGAGCUGCUCAGGAAGGGACUCACUGUCGUCGGCCUGGCGCGGAGGGUCGACAGGGUCAAGGCGUUGGAAUUGCCAGAUGCUCCAGGGAAGUUGCAUGCCAUACAAGGGGACGUCACUGAUGAAGACAGUAUUCUCGCAGCCUUCAAGUGGAUAAAGGAUAACUUGUCGGGUGUUGACGUCUUGGUCAAUAACGCUGGUAUCAUAGAAGAGAGCGAGCUGACAUCUGCACCUACGGAUUUGUGGAGACGCGUCCUGGACGUGAAUGUGCUGGGUCUGAGCAUCUGCACCAGAGAAGCAGUGCAGGACAUGUUGGCCAGAGGUGUCGACGACGGCUUCAUCAUCCACAUCAGCAGCUUGGCUGCUCACUCUCCGCCGUACAACAGCGACCUGGCGAUGUAUUACGCAAGCAAACACGCCGUCAAUACGCUGCUGGAAGGCUUACGCAAAGAUCUGGUCGCCAGGGGCAGCAAGAUACGCGUUGGGGCAGUUUCUCCUGGGCUGGCGAAGACAGAAAUUUUCUCUCAUUCCAAGAAAAUAACACCAGACAUCUUCGACAUAGCACCUUGCCUUGAAGCAGAGGAUGUUGCAAAUGCUGUAGUUUACAUGUUGUCUCAACAUCCACGUGUACAGGUUCAUGAUAUUAUCCUUAAUGCUACUGGUACACAAUAGUUGAGGCAGCAUCUCUUUUUGAAAAUUUCCUUGGUAACAAAAGAAGCAUAGUAAAGGAACUUUGGUCAACAAAAUUAUUUGUAUCCUGUGCUUAUUGUUUUGGCUAUGUUAAAGACCUUAAGCUUUUUAUCACUUCAUCCCUGUCUGGCAUCCUCACGGAAACACAAGUUAUACUGUACCAUGGAAAGUCUCAAUGUACAUGAUACUUGGUAAUUAAAAUGAUAUCCUAGUUGUUCCCACUGUACUAUAGAAUUUACUAGAGUACAUUGGUCCUGAGCACAACUUGUAAUUUAAGUAAUUAGUAUGGACCAAUGUCAAAAAUGCCAGUGAAGUCAGGAACUGCUAACUACUGUAAAUAUACCAUAAAUUCUAUUAAUAAAAUA
Molecule: messenger RNA, 1175 nt
Organism: Schistocerca cancellata (South American locust)
Lineage: Eukaryota; Metazoa; Arthropoda; Insecta; Orthoptera; Acrididae
Product: farnesol dehydrogenase-like
Exons: 6
Coding region: 52-792 (246 amino acids)
Source: RefSeq, a predicted model, not a curated record